Messenger RNA from Lytechinus pictus (painted urchin), 7195 nucleotides. RefSeq names its product xanthine dehydrogenase/oxidase-like. The coding region runs from base 233 to 4198 and encodes 1321 amino acids. The transcript has 33 exons. The record is from RefSeq and is a predicted model, not a curated record. NCBI's taxonomy places the organism in Eukaryota, Metazoa, Echinodermata, Echinoidea, Temnopleuroida, Toxopneustidae. Gene Ontology annotation, molecular function: oxidoreductase activity; FAD binding; iron ion binding.
ACGCCCAUAUACCGUAUGCGGCGCCUGGUAUCUCAUCGAUCACGCCCAUCAAAUCAGCAUCAACUAGUAGCGAUCUCUCCAGAACAUUUUAAGUUUUGUCUUUGUACUUUGAUGUCUAUCUAUCUAUCUACAGAUGAAUCGCACAGUAUAAAAGCCUGUAAACAAGAAAUGAGAAUCAUUCGUUCAUUAUACCUGGAUUGAACUACAGACACAGUACAGUGACAGAACACAAAUGGAUAGGACAGACACAUUGCUUUUCUUUUGUAAUGGAGUCAAGAUCAAGGAGAAUGAUGUGGACCCUGAGAUGACUCUCUUGACUUACCUCAGGACCAAAUUACGCUUGACUGGUACAAAGGCAGCUUGUGGUCAAGGAGGAUGCGGAGCCUGUACUGUAAUGAUAUCAUGUGCUGACCCUUUCACUAAGAAAAUCAGCCAUGUUGCAGUUACUGCAUGUUUGAUGCCUCUGUGUUUGGUUCAUGGGAAAGCUGUAACUACUGUGGAAGGACUAGGGGAUGUAAGGAAUGGAUUACAUGCAGUACAGGAGCGUCUUGCCAAGAGUCAUGGGACUCAGUGUGGGUUCUGUACACCAGGUAUGGUGAUGUCGGUGUACACCUUGCUACGCAACAACCCUAAACCCAACAUGGAUGACAUCCUGACGGCCAUAGAAGGCAACCUUUGUCGAUGUACAGGCUACAGACAGAUCUUAGAUGGAUUCUCUACUUUCUGUGGGGAUAAUUGCUACUGUGCUAGAAAGGAAGAAGAGACAAGGGGAAAAGAAGGGACCCAAGAUGUGAAGGUCCCUUCACUAACCACCAAGGAUCACAAAGGAUAUGACCCCACCCAAGAACCAAUAUUUCCACCGGACUUACUGCUUGACAAGGACAGUUUUAAAAGGUCAUUGAGCUUUAGGAAUGGUCAAUCUCAGUGGAUCCUAGCCUCGUCCCUUGAGGAGGUUACUCGGUUGAAGAACAAGUACCCAGCAGCUCCCUUUAUAGUAGGCAACACCAUCAUAGGUAACGUCAGGAGAGGGGGUGCUACCUUCCCGAUGGUUAUUUCCCCUAGUCCAAGGAUUCAAGAGUUGACGCAGAUCAAGGCGUCUGACCUUGGUGUUACAAUUGGUUGUGGAGUGACUAUGACACAGCUAAGUGAAGAACUAAGUGCCUUGAUAGGAAGCUUACCAGAAUAUCAGACAAGAACAUUUGCAGCGAUCAUUGACUUGCUGAGACAGUACGCCAGCCCACAGAUAAGAAACAUGGCUAGUCUGGGUGGCACUAUUUCAAGUUUUUCCAGAAGAGGCGAUAUAGUACCCCUUUUGAUGAUCUGUGGUGCAACUGCAACAUUGGUACAAGAAGGAGGUGAAAGAGAGGUGGUCCUUGAUGAGAAUUAUAAGAAGUGCAGUGAAAACUCUCUGAAAGCUACAGAGAUAGCUAAGCAUGUCUUCAUACCAUACACAUCAAAGAAUGAAUACUGUUAUGCAUUCAAGAUCAAUCAAAGAAGAAGAAACUCUCUUGCCACUGUCAAUGCUUGUAUCUUCUUUGUGAUGGAUGGUGGAAAGGCUAGCCAUGUUUCCACUCUUACCAUGAUGUUUGGAGGAGAGAGUCUUCUAGGACCUUUACAAUUCAAGAAUAGGACACUUGAUCAAGGUCUACUCCAAGAUGUCAUCAAUACAAUACCUACCAAAGUGACCCAGGAAGUAAAUGAUAAGGAAUCUGACCUGAACAGUGCAGAGUUCAAAGGUUGUCUGAUGGCCACAUGUUUCAUCCGAAGCUUUGUCAGUCUAUGUCAGGAAACAGGUCACUCCGAGAUUUUAGAGCAGACGACUGCUCUUGGUGUUCCUCUUAAUGAUGCUAGUCUUCUCUCCAGCCUCUCUGAGGGAUCAUUCUCUAGUGCUCAAGUAUUUCAGCCCCCACCCGAGAGUCAGCCAGAUAUUGAUCCUGUAGGGCGCCCUCUAGUCAACCUGUCGGCGUUUGAACAAUGCUCUGGAGAGGCUGUUUACACAGAUGAUAUCCCACCAAUAGAAGGUGAACUGUGUCUUGUUCCUGUAUUGAGUAAUCGACCACAUGCUAAGAUCAUAUCUAUUGAUCCAUCAGAAGCCUUAGCUGUGGAAGGGGUUGUCCAGUUUGUAUCACACACUGAUGUCCCUGGAGUCAAUGGUCAAAUACUAGAUCCUACCGAAGAAGCAUUUGUCUCUAAAAUAGUCCAUGCUGUUGGCCAACCCAUUGGCGGUAUUGUUGCCAAAGACAGGCAAACUGCAACGAGGGCAGCAAAGCUAGUCAACGUUCACUAUGAGGAUAUUCAGCCUGCUAUUAUGAACAUCGAGGAUGCCAUUGCUCAUAACUCCUACUUCAGUCCCGAGCCAAAGGUCUUGACAAGGGGUGAUGUGGACAGCGCCCUCGAGGAAGCGUCUCACAUCUUAGAUGGAGAUUUCGGCAUAGGUAGCCAGGAUCAUUGUUACAUGGAACCAAGAGCCUGCAUUGCCAAGCCCCUGGAAGGAAAUGGCAUGGAACUGACAGUGACCACCCAGUCACCUAACAACAUACAGAUGAAUGUUGCCCACUGUCUUGGUAUAGAUGCAAACAAAGUAGUGUGUAAAUUGAAGCGUCUAGGAGGAGCAUUUGGUGGAAAGGAUGGCAGGCAUCAGUUUGCUAUGAUUACAGCUGUUUCAGCUAGCAAGGUCCGUAAACCUGUCAGGUUGUGCUUAUCAAGAUUGGAUGACACCAUCAUGAGGGGGUUUAGGAGCCCAUUUCUUGCCAAGUACAAGGUCGGCUUUGAUGAUGAAGGAAGAAUCCUGGCUCUGGAUGUUACGCUUUAUUGUGAUAGUGGAUGGAGCCAAGACCUUUCACCCUUUAUUCUUACCCGAGCAAUGCUUCAUUUGGACAGUGCAUAUUCCCCGAAGCAUUGCCGAAUCAGCGGUUAUCUAUGCAAGACAAAUAAUCCUUCCUACACCUCAAUGAGAGGCUUUGGUUUACCACAGGCAACAAUGACCAUGGAACAUGUUUUAUCAGAAGUGGGACUAGCGCGUAACAUUCCCCAGCUACAGGUUCGUGAGAUCAACUUAAAGAGUGAUGGGGAAGCAAUGUACGAGGGCCAGGCUCCACUAAACAUGGCAAUCAUUAAGAUGUGUUGGACGAAAUGCCUCGAGCAGAGUAAAUAUGAAGAGAGACUGCAGGAGAUUGAGAGGUUUAAUAAGAGCAAUCGAUGGAAGAAGCAAGGUAUAGCGAUCACCCCCAUGAUAUACGGAACUGGCUUCUCUGAUUGGACGCCUAUGAACCAGGGAGCAGCUCUGGUACACAUCUAUACCGAUGGCUCUGUUCUUGUUCAUCAUGGUGGGGUUGAAAUGGGCCAGGGUCUACACACCAAGAUCAUUCAGAUUGCUAGUAGAGUUCUCGGUCGACCGGUGGAGAAGAUACACACCUCUGACACCUCAACAGAUCGUAUCCCGAAUGCGACCGUAACUUCAGGUAGCCUUGGGACGGAGCUCUUCGGAGGGGCUGUUAAGAAUGCUUGUGAAAUCCUUAAUGAACGAUUGAAACCAUUCAAGGAUGCCAACCCAUCAGGAGCCUGGGAGCAAUGGGUAUUUGCUGCAUAUUGUGCCAAAGUCAGUUUAUCUGCUACUGGAUUCCAUAGACUGGAAGGUAUGGACUGGGACUGGCAAACCAAGAAGGGGAAUCCGUAUGCUUACGACACAUACGGGGUGGGCGUGUCACAGGUUGAGAUAGAUUGCCUUACCGGUGAGCAUAGUCUUCUUCGUACAGACCUCGUGCUGGAGAUUGGAAAGAGUAUCAAUCCCGCUCUCGAUAUCGGACAGAUCGAAGGAGGCUUCAUCCAGGCAUAUGGAUACUUCACCAUGGAACAGGUUAAGAUGUCUCGAGAGGGCGCCCUACUCACCCAAGUCCCGCAGACCUAUAAGAUCCCCUUAGCAUCGGACAUACCGGCUGAAUUCAACGUGACGUUGCUGAGGGAAGGCUUGGAUAAUAUCAACACUGUGUACUCAUCGAAGGCCGUAGGAGAAUGUUCUAUGGUAUUGGCCAUCUCUGUGCCUUUUGCCAUCAAGCAUGCCAUCACAUCAGUACGACAGGAUCUCGGGAUGGUGGGUCCAUUCACACUCAACUCUCCAGCUACACUAGAAGAAAUUGGAAUGGCCUGCGGAGGCAACAAAUUGAUCAAAUGUGAAAGGAGCUCAAAUGAUGAAGAAUGAAGGUGUACAGGUAUGUGGGUCCAUUCACACUCAACUCUCCUGCUACAGUAGAAGAAAUUAGAAUGGCCUGUGGAGGCAGCACAUUAAUCAAAUGUGAAGAAUAAAGAUGUACAGGUAUGUGGUUUCAUAGAUUCUAUGGACAGAAGUGGACAGGAGAGGAGGAACGAUAGCUCAGUCCGUCGAGCCGGGGUUUCUGAUUCCGGUGACCCGGGUUCAAUUCCCACUUGGUGGACUAGUGCCUUUUGGUAUGGCAUCUAUCCACAUUACUACUACUAGGUCCCUCGGAGAGGACCUGGUUGCUUGCUUACAUGCAUUCAUGCUUUCUUAGCAGUCAAGGUAAAAAAAAAUGGCUUCAAACUUUUCUUGUUCGGUAAUCGGUGGGAAUAUAAUGCUUUACUACAUGAUGUACUUUUGACCAAAUAUACAACAAUAUCUGUAGUGUGUGAAUUUAUACUUGGAACAUAAGGGUUGAAUGGAAUCUUUACUUCAUAUCAUACUCCUUUUAUAUCAUAUUUAUAUAUUUAUUCAUAUACUGAGAGUCUAAUAUUUGUGGGAAUGUUUUGUUUUCUAAAGUAUUGUAAAUGACUUUGUUUCAAAGGCUUUUGAAUUCUUUCACAGUAUUGAAGUCAGAAAAGACAUCAUAUAACUGAUAUUUCUUUUGCAAUUUCCUGUUGGAUAUUACCCCCCCCAAAAAAAAAAAUGGAAUACUGAGAUUAAAUUGAGAAAUACACAUUCUUUCCUUUUUAAAUGCAGUUUUUCUGUUAGAAAUGCCCCUGUUCUCCCCGUGGGAAGAUAUGCCAUAUGUCAUUUUGGAUGGAUAAUCAUCCUAAAUGAUCAUGCAAGAUUAUUAGCAAUCAUGUGUAAUUUUUCUUUUUAUGUCCAAACUUUUUUUGAACUCACAUGGUAUGGUGAAUGCUUUUCCAUGAAAUUUAUGAAAGUGGUAUUCUUUCUUAUUACUUUCCGAAUUUCAAAUUAUGAUGUUAAUCUUAUUACUGUUAUUCAAUACAUUUAUAGCAAUCAACACAGAUUUAUAUUUCUGUAGAUUCUCAUAUUUAGUAUUAAUUUUUGAUAUUGAUGAAUGUGUUUGGUACUCAAAUUUGAUAAUAAUGCAUUUAAAAAACUGUGUGUGAAAGGAAGCCUUACCUUGUAAUAUGUGUGCUGAUAGAACUAUAAUGGGUUUUCUAAUUGGAUGUUUAUAACAUGUCUAGUCCUUGUGGUUUGCAUAGACUUGUAAAUGGAUAGCUUCAAGAAAUCAUGAUAUGGAUCAUAUUUUACUGUUAGAUAAUGUACAAUGUCUAUGGGAAUUAUUUUUACACUAUACAUUUUUUAAAAUGAGGAGAUGAACUAUGCUAGAAAUAAAAUAUGAAUCCUAAUCUGGCUUUUGUGAAAGAUGAUGAAUCGCAUAUCAUAAGACAGAGAAAAUUUUGGAAUUUGUGAUCAGUCAUGAUGGAAUUAUGAUGAAUCAUGACAUAUGAUAAUUCAUGUUUCGAGACAUUUCUGUGAUUGUUGGGGCAUAGCUUGCCAUGCUUCAAUUAUCAUGAUUUAAAAUGUUUGUUGGUAUUUACUAUUAUCCAUUUUUACAGGAAGUGAAGUAUGAAAUAUGAAUCUCAUGGCAACUUUCUACAAAUGUCUAUCAGGCAACAUUCAUCCAAAAUUAGUUAGUAAAAUGAGUCAAAACAAUUUAGAUACAAAUAAAUGUAUAACAAAAGGAUAUCAUCUAAUCUUUCUGAAAAGAAGAAGUAUAAAUUUUGACCAUUGAAGUAUUGUGAAUUACACUUCAUUGAUCACAGCAAGGUCUGAAAAAACUUUUUGGUUAUUUUCUUUUAAAGAUAUCAUGAUAAUUUGGAGUUUAACAAAUAUAUCAGAUAUAUCUGAAAAUAAAAUGAUGUGUCUGAGAGGUAGUUUUACCUCUUUUUGUAGAAUGUUAUUUUUUUGUAAAAUAUAAUGCCUGCCAAAAAUUGUAAUAUUGCUAUUAAUGUUUGAUUUUUGGGUUGGGUUUCUAUUUAUUUAGAUCUAUCUCCAUCUGCCUGCCUGCUCACUUGCUCUUGGGGGUGCCCCUUGGUUUUUGUCUUGCCUGCAUAGCAGAGAGACGAUAGGCGCCGCUUUUCCGACUCAGUUUGUUUUCUUAGACAAACUCUCACAAAGCGUACCAUCCAAAGGAAUUUCCCUUUGCCAUUAACAAAUAAAUUUAUAGUUACUACUAAAUUGCCCCUCCCUCUCUUUCUCUGUCCCCCUAAUUAUACCGCCUUUCUCAUUCCCUUUAUCUCCCCUCCCAAACUAUUACUUCGAUUUCUCAACUUUCUUUUUCCUAUUUAUUUUUCCCCCUCCUGCUCCUCCUCCUCUUUCUUUUCUCCUCCUGCUUCUUCUGUCUCUGCAUUUCUCUCUUUCUUUCUCUCUCUUUUGCACAGAAUGAAAUGAACAAAUUUCAAAGAUGACAAUUAUAUUUUUGUCUUUUUCUGCAUUUAUAUUAUAUGUAAUGUAUAGAAACAUAAUUUUUUUUACAUUAGUUUAGUUCCCAUAUCAUUAAUUAAAUUUGCUUCAAUUUUGCUUCAUUUCAUGUUCAUUAUGUAUUUUUUUCUUAGUUUGAUUACAUAUUUUUGUAUUGAAUGAAGAGUAAAUUGAAGUUGAAGAGAAAAGGCUUUCAAGAAAGAUCAUGAUCGUCACUAUGAAGACACAUACAUGACAAUCUAAUAGAACCAAGUUUGAUUUAUUUUAAUCCACCAUUUGCAAUUUGCUUAAACAUUGCACUGGUAUAAACAUAUUUUGUUCAAGUCAAGGAAAAAUGUAUUAUCACUCCUUUCAAUAUGUUUGUUGUAAUACAUCAAGUCAUAUACUACAUUUUAUAGAGGAUAGAACAAUUUGAAGAUAUUGGAAUGGGGCUUUAUAAAAAAAAAACAUUGAUCAGAUUGGUGGAUAUUAUUCAUGGGGGUCAAAAUUGUAAUUUGCAACUGGUUUGUUUUGUAAUCAUUAAGAAUUAAAAAACAAACAAAUACUUCA